Molecule: messenger RNA, 2209 nt
Organism: Odocoileus virginianus texanus
Lineage: Eukaryota; Metazoa; Chordata; Mammalia; Artiodactyla; Cervidae
Gene: SMAD3
Product: SMAD family member 3
Biological process (GO): positive regulation of transcription by RNA polymerase II; SMAD protein signal transduction; activin receptor signaling pathway
Cellular component (GO): heteromeric SMAD protein complex
Molecular function (GO): RNA polymerase II cis-regulatory region sequence-specific DNA binding; I-SMAD binding; DNA-binding transcription factor activity, RNA polymerase II-specific
Source: RefSeq, a predicted model, not a curated record
UCCUCGCAGCUCGCGCGCCCUCCCCAACCAUGUCGUCCAUCCUGCCUUUCACUCCCCCGAUCGUGAAGCGCCUGCUGGGCUGGAAAAAGGGCGAGCAGAACGGGCAGGAGGAGAAGUGGUGCGAGAAGGCAGUCAAGAGUUUGGUCAAGAAGCUUAAGAAGACGGGGCAGCUGGACGAGCUGGAGAAAGCCAUCACCACGCAGAACGUCAACACCAAGUGCAUCACCAUCCCCAGGUCCCUGGAUGGCCGGCUGCAGGUGUCCCACCGGAAGGGGCUCCCCCAUGUCAUCUACUGCCGCCUGUGGCGAUGGCCCGACCUGCACAGCCACCACGAGCUGCGGGCCAUGGAGCUGUGUGAGUUCGCCUUCAACAUGAAGAAGGACGAGGUCUGCGUGAAUCCCUACCACUACCAGAGGGUAGAGACCCCAGUUCUACCUCCCGUGUUGGUGCCCCGCCACACAGAGAUCCCGGCCGAGUUCCCCCCGCUGGACGACUACAGCCAUUCCAUCCCCGAAAACACUAACUUCCCUGCCGGCAUCGAGCCCCAGAGCAAUAUUCCAGAAACCCCACCCCCAGGCUACCUGAGUGAAGAUGGAGAGACCAGUGACCACCAGAUGAACCACAGCAUGGAUGCAGGUUCUCCAAACCUCUCCCCGAAUCCGAUGUCCCCAGCACACAAUAACUUGGACCUGCAGCCCGUCACCUACUGCGAGCCGGCCUUCUGGUGCUCCAUCUCCUACUACGAGCUCAACCAGCGCGUCGGGGAGACAUUCCACGCCUCGCAGCCGUCCAUGACGGUGGACGGCUUCACCGACCCCUCCAACUCGGAGCGCUUCUGCCUGGGGCUGCUCUCCAACGUCAACCGGAAUGCAGCCGUGGAGCUGACACGGAGGCAUAUCGGGCGGGGCGUGCGGCUCUACUACAUCGGAGGGGAGGUCUUCGCAGAAUGCCUCAGUGACAGCGCCAUCUUUGUGCAGUCUCCCAACUGUAACCAGCGCUAUGGCUGGCACCCAGCCACCGUCUGCAAGAUUCCGCCAGGAUGCAACCUGAAGAUCUUCAACAACCAGGAGUUUGCCGCCCUCUUAGCUCAGUCUGUCAACCAGGGCUUCGAGGCCGUCUACCAGCUGACCCGCAUGUGCACCAUUCGCAUGAGCUUCGUCAAGGGCUGGGGAGCCGAGUACAGGAGACAGACUGUGACCAGCACCCCCUGCUGGAUUGAGCUGCACCUGAAUGGACCUUUGCAGUGGCUUGACAAGGUCCUCACCCAGAUGGGCUCCCCUAGCAUCCGCUGCUCCAGCGUGUCUUAGGGACACUGCAAGUGAAGGGGGAGGGGAGGGAGGGUAGAUUUGGGGAAGAGGGCCAUGUAGGAGGUGGAGAAAUCAGAACUCAACUCACUGGUGUCAAAGAAGAAAUUUUUCUCCCUCAACCAAAGUGGCAUCAGCCUGUUUUCCAAAACACGAAAGCAAACCCAGAGGGGGAUUUCUAUGAACAGCUGUGUCUGCUGAACACAUUGGCCCUUCGACCCUGGUCUGAAGGGUAAGAAAUGGCUUCUGCUCUGGUGGCGUGAGCAAACAGGUAGUGUUUCACCACCUGCCCCUCCCCUGGUCCCCUUCUUUCUUAAAGAGACAGCAAACUGAGAUGUCACUGCCCAACAGGAAUUGGCCCGCUGGUUAGGACUGGAGUGUGGACUUCGCCUUGGGUGCUCUGGGCUGGGAGAAGCCUGCAGGGGUCUGAGCACACCUCGGGCCCAGCCCUCCCCUUCCACCGAGUAUUCCCAAACCCCGGCAGCAGCAGACCCUGUACCUGAGCGCUGAAUUGACUUGGGGCAGGCAAGGGGCUCGUCAGUCUCCACCUCUCUGAGCCUACUGAUUGUGUUCAGAAGCGAGCACGUAGGGACCGGUGGGAAGAGGUGGUAAGACACCUCUUCUUUAAAAAUGACCUUAAAUGUGCCCUCAUUUCCAGCAGUUGGCAGGAUCUGUUGAGGCUCAGCGCGUAUGCGAUGUACAGUUUGUAUCAUGUUAAUCUCAAGAGAGAUCCGAAUUGCGGGAAGUGCUCCCAGGAGGUAGUUGUCUGUGAGGUGUGCGAGGGUCUCCGGUCACCUGUAAGAGCUCGCUCUGCUUUCUCAUGCAUUUGGCUAUAUUGGUUGGUAUAGUCAGUUGCGUUAAUUAAAUGACCUUUAUUGUAUGCUCUUUUAAACAUUUGAGUUAAA